ACUUUAUAUUGCAGAGAUAGAGAUAGUGUUUUUCAGUUCUAUGUUAAAAUUGCUGAGAGAGUCUUAAGCAGCUUACUCUUCUGUCCCAUGGACGAUAGGCUCAGUUCUCUCUCUGACGAUAUACUUCAUCGCAUUCUCUCUCCAUUGCCUAUUAGAGAAACUGGUAGAACUUCAGUUUUAUCUAAGCGAUGGAGACAUGUUUGGGCGUCUGUUCCAGUUUUCAACACUAAAGGAAUCAAUCGGCCAUCGAUAAUUGACCAAGCCCUCUUACUCCACAAUGGACCCAUCCAUCAGGCCUCGCUACAAGCCCUCCUACUCCAUAAUGCACCCUCCUAUCGGGCCUCGCUACCUCUUGAUAAGUUGGAGCCCGGCAAUGUUGAUCGAUGGAUGCUUUCUCUCACUAGAAGAGGCCUACAAGACCUAACGAUUGAAAUAGAAAAAGAACCUCGGUACAAGAUUCACUCCUCCAUCUUCUUUUGUGAUGCUUUGAUGUCUCUCAAUUUGAAGCACUGCAUACUUAAGCCCCCAGCCGAUUUCAAGGGUUUUCCGUCCCUCGAGCGUCUCUCUCUAGAGAAAGUUUCGCUGCUUGAUGAUACCAUACUGGAGUCCCUAGUUUCCAAGAGUAGGCAGUUGAAAUACCUAAAAUUGAGCGAAUGUAGUGGCCUCUCUUCUGUCAAAAUCCAUGCCCUGAAUGUCAUUUCUUUCCACUUCAAUGGUUUCUUCAAUAGCCUGAAUUUGGAUCAGAUCUCCAAUCUGAAGAACCUGUUCUUGCGCUGUGCUCAUGCUGAAGGCAAUGUUGGAGAUUGCAGAGCAAGUAAACUUCUAAAGGACCUACACAAACUAGAAUCGAUUACAUUACUUGGCUGGUCUAUGUGGGUUUUAUUUAGUGGAGAUGUACCUGCCAGCAUACUCUCAACCACGCAUUGUUCUCUGAGAACUUUAGAUAUUUGUCUCAAUAUGAGGGAAAAUAAUGAGGUCGAAGGCUUCUUUUACUUGCUAAGAAGUUAUCCUUCUUUGGAAAAAUUGUCUCUUUUGCUUGAUGGAAAAACAGAACCCAUUAAUGAAAUCGAUGGAACUUGCUUGAGUGAAUUGAGAACAAGUAAGUCUGAUUGGUUGGGUUGCCUCAAAAUAGUGAAUGUGAAAGAUCUUAGUGACCUGGAGGAAGACAUGGAAUUGAUUCGAUUCUUGCUAUCAAAUGCCAUAGUGUUGGACAAACUUACAAUUGAGUAUGAGAAAGAAGUGAAUCAAGUUGAACAGCUGAAGAUAGCAAAGAGGUUGGCCGUGUUCCCCAGAUCGUCUGCUGGUGCCAUGAUGUUCAUCGAGUAGACUCAACAAAAUUUUCAUACCCUACAGAGAAGGGAAGCUAUAAGAUAAGACCUGGAGACUUGCCAUUGGCAAGCUUUUUUUUAUUUUUUUAUUUUCUUUUUUUAAAAUUCAGGUUAGGAAGUCAGACUUGCAGAAAGCCAUUUGCAUUCGAAUUUGUUUUUUGUUAUGCCUAGACUAUCAAACUUUCUCAUCAUAAAAAACCAUGGUCUCUCUAUACCUCUCUCUUUCCUCUUCGUUCAACAUCUAUUUUGCUUGGUUAGCACAGUGCAAGCCUAUCUACUUGCACUUCCAUUUCUUUGCAUAAUGAUCUUGUUUUAACUAUACUCUUAUUCUAUGUGGUUGUAUCUUGUUCACCGAGCUUUAUAUAUGAUUUGGUGUGCUGAAACAAACUUCUGAAGGUCUAUUUCUUCAGUUGCAUCAUGUCUGCAUUAUGUCUUCUAUACAGAGCCACUCAAUGUAACCCAAUCAUCAAUUUUGGUAUCUCAAUGGGUAAGGAAAGGGUUCCAUUGAGCUUUAUAAUCAAAGUGGUAUAUUAAAACCAUCUUACAAGUGCUUCUUACUUCAGUUGCUUACUCUCUUCGAUGUAGUCACUUCACCAAUCUUAGUAUUUAAGAAUGUAAGAUCACUUGUUCAACCACUGGCUUCCAGCAGCUAGCUUCACUUUGAUCUUAGACAGAGUAUAGAUAUUUUGAGACUUCCUUUCUCACAAAUUCCCCAUCUUCUAUAUAUUCAAUGGUUCACCCACUUCUUAAACAAGAGACUACAAUUUUCUGUCCAAUUUGUGGUAUAUUGGUAACAAACUUGGAGCUCUUUAUCCUUCGAAGUUUGGUGGAAGUGGGGGAGCUUUUGGUGGAAGUGGGGGAGCAUUUGAUGCGAACAGACCUUAUUGAUUGAGCAAUGUUUUCUUUCUUGUGGUGCAAUUUCAAUAAUUUAAGAGAAACCCUUUGUUUGUUGCAGAGCUUCUCAUUUUGGGUUUGUUCAAGAGCCUCUCUGGUUUGUAGCAGAGCUUCUCAUUUUGGGUUUAAUGGCCCUGAUUUCACCAUUGAAGGCUUGCUAUAAUUUGGGUUUUCGGAGGAGGGGUAAACAGUUGCAGAGAAGCUACGAGGCAAUGGUGGACUGAGCUUCCACUCUGCUUCAAUGGAGAAAACUAAUCUGAUGACUCUGAUCCUUGAAAACACAUUAAAGACUGAUCUGGCCAAAAUUGCGGUCACAUAAUCAAAGCUUCGACCCCAAAUAGAGCUCACUUUUAAAUAUCUUACCUCCUCUCUUUGCCAAAUUGAGCCUCUGCUGACCUCUUUUGUCACUCCCUUUUCCAACGACACGAUUUCCGGCAAGAAAAUGACCAGAAUCACCACCGUAUUCCGAUGGGAACCCAACUUUCCGUUGGUCGUUUCAAUAACUGCAACAACUUUCGGCACUGUUUUUUGGCUUGAUUUCGAUUUCCCAAACUUGAAGCAGAAAAAGCCACCGCUUUUUUCCCUUUUUGGGGGGCCAUUUUCCAGCUGGUCCCUGUUCUUUCCGGCCACUUUCUUUCCCCCCAAACUCACCUAUUUUUCGCCGUAAUUUUUCUUGCUAAUGGAAAUGAAGUGGGGAAAGAGCGAGGUGGUGCUCAUAAUAUUGGGCAAAUACCCUCCCAAAGGGUAAUUGACCCCCCAAAUAAAGUCCGUUCAUAAUUUGCUAUUUA
This is a messenger RNA of Amborella trichopoda, 3010 nucleotides long. RefSeq names its product F-box/FBD/LRR-repeat protein At1g13570. Gene Ontology annotation, molecular function: protein binding. The record is from RefSeq and is a predicted model, not a curated record. Lineage: Eukaryota; Viridiplantae; Streptophyta; Magnoliopsida; Amborellales; Amborellaceae.